Messenger RNA from Ascochyta rabiei, 2661 nucleotides. RefSeq lists its product as uncharacterized. The record is from RefSeq and is a predicted model, not a curated record. The coding region runs from base 1 to 2661 and encodes 886 amino acids. The transcript has a single exon. NCBI's taxonomy places the organism in Eukaryota, Fungi, Ascomycota, Dothideomycetes, Pleosporales, Didymellaceae.
AUGGCCGGCGACGAGGAGCUCCCCUGGAACGUGUCGCGCUGCAACCGCUUGCUAAGGCCGCUGUCGUCGAAACUCGCGAAACUGCGCAAGGAGCUCGAGCUGCCACGGAUCGCACACCAGGAACCCCGUACGACGUCCUCGGCAUUCGCAACCAAAGCCACGCCCCACAAGACGACCAACUUCACACGGCCCGCGAACAAGCCCCGAGGCUUCGAGAAGGCGCGCGAUCCUGACUGGCGGCCUGGUGCAAAGGGGAAGAGAACGUAUGGCGGGCGCAAGAUGAAGAAGUCGGCGGGCCCGAGAAUGAACGGUGUGGAUGUGGAGCCUGUCGCUCGGCCGGGCGAGAUCGCAUUCACGCCUCUCAUUGCGCGCAUGGGCGGGCACAUGCUGGACAGCCCGCUCGCGCAGGGCUCGCCGCUGAAAAAGUACACCAAACCCCGCGGACCCCUCGUGACGCCCAUGGAUCGCACCGACGGUCUGGGCGCAUGUGUGCCUGCAGACGUCCACAAGCUCGUGCAGGGCGUGCUGGAGGCCUAUGCCAAUAUUCUGCGCGCCACCGACGAGAAGAGAAGCAGGAGAGGGACUGGCUCGCUGAUGCACGCAUGUCUGAAGAAGCUGCCAGCGUACAUUGAGCUGGAGGAGCACUUUGCUGAGCUGGAUCAGCUGGAAGACGAUGACGACGAUGACGCCGAUGUGGCGGGCGACAUAUACGCGCAUCUCGAGUCGCGGUUUGAACAGCGCCGCGGCCUUGGCUGGCGUCCCUUCAAGCACGUGGUACGCGCACAUGGCACAUCGCUGCUGUGCAGCGCCAUCGCCGACGGCAUCAUCGCCGCAAACAGCAUGGUCUACUUCCAUAGCCACUGUCUGGCUGUCGGUGCCCACGACGAGGCUGAGGAGAUGCUGGUCGCCGCCCUGCCCGCUCUCGAGCCGCUGUCCAUUCCGUUCAACGUGCGUGCUGAUGUCUUUGGCGAGAGAUCAGUGUACAUGUCGACCGUCAAGAUCUUUGUUGAUCGCACCGGGCGGCACCGCUUUUUGUAUGAUCUGCUCGAGCACAUGGUCGCCCAUGAGCUUCUGCCGCUGGAGUGGCUCGCUACUAUACACAUGCGCCCCGUCUGGGAUCGCUUGGUGCGUACUAUCACAGAGGGCGACCCGCGCACGCUGGCCUCAUGUUCUCGCUUCCUCGAGACGUGUGCGUUGGCGGGCAUGGGGCUUCCAGAUGAGCGCCUCCUAGCAGAUGAGACCACAGGAUCAGUCGCUAGACGUUUUGUCCCGUCUUCCCGAGACGAUCUGCGCCAGGCGCUAGACACGACGUACUCUAGUUUACUGACAGUGCUUUGCAGCAUAGCAUUGGUCAACAGCAGUCACGAGGAGGGGACAGGGAAAGCCACUGCGCGGAGAAUCACCCAUACACUGGACGCUAUUACUGUUGCCCUUGCAUCUCGGUCCGACGUCGAUGCUGAGCUGAGGCUGCUCGAGGCAGACUCCGACGAUCUGCAGACGUUUGCGCAGCGCGCCUUGUGGACGGUCUUUGUUACAUUUCUCGUCCAUCUCGAGAAUGAUGUCCACGAUGAAAGAACCAUCAACCUGCGCACAUCAACUCUAAUCCGCAGCUUGAGUGAUAUCACAUGCCACUACGCCUCCAACGGCGUAAACUCGUCCGCCACGCUGGCAUCGCUCCCCACCUUGACAUCAGCCAUAGCCCGCGGCACAGGUCGCAUCUGGCACGACGACGGCUUCGCCCAACUCCAGCGCCUCGUGCACACCAUGACCCACCUGUCCGGCCACCGUCUACCGCACAAGCUAUGGACAUUGAAGCGUAUCGCACUUGAAUCCGCGACCGAAUUUGCCGCGCACACAGACGAAGCGGAGCAUCUGCGCUACGCAAACGAGGUAGAGAAACAGAUGCGCUCCUCCGGCCGUUUAAUCCUCAUGCCCACGCCGCGCAAAACAGACACGCCGUCCAGCGCUGCAGCCGGUGGGUUCAGAUGGGAAGACGGUAUCGGCGAGUGGGUGGCCUGCACGCCGUUUGCGAAGCAAAGUGCACUGUGUCUUAAGGGGGGGCAGGUUCGCGUGCUGAGUCUGCUGCCCACGCCUGCACCUUCUUCUUCUUCUGACGACGACGGCGAUCAAGACGACGACGGCGAUCAAGCCGACAACGACAACAACGAUGGAACUCGAUCAGAAGUGCAAGACUCAGACCUCGACAGCGACAACGAACCGAUCUUGCUCUCAUCGCCCACGAAACGCGCGCCCAGCCGCUCCAACACCCGCUCGAAUAGCAGUAUAGGGAAACGCAAACGUGCUUCUAGCCCCAUCGUCCUGAUCCGCGCAAAACUCCCACAAUCGACGGUGCACGAAUCAUGCAUUCCCCUCUACCCACUGCCAGUGCUGGUUGGUACAUCGGAAGACGCUGCAGCAGGAGACAGACACAGACGGUUAAGGCGCCGCGCUUGCACGAUGCAGUCCUUGAAGACACGGCGCUGUAGAAAGAGCCUGGGUGGGGGGUUGCGGGACGUGGGGCGCGUCGCGUAUGCGUUUGAUGUUGAUGACGACGUGGUCAGCGAUGCUGAGGAGGAGAGCCGUAGCGAGAAUGAAAACGAGGAAAAAGCAACAACGGAAAUGGAAGAAGACAGCGCGGAUGAACUAAGCUUCGAGAUCUAA